AUGGUGGCUCCGGCUGCAAUGGGGGGCCCUUCGAUAGGCACGCAACCGCCAGCGAGUCGUCAGCCCGCCCGUUCUUCGAGCACCCAUCCAUCUCAUUCUCACAAUGUGCCCUUGAGCACUCGGCGCUCCGCACCCCUCGAUUUAUCGACUGUCGAAAGACGAGGCCAGCCCACUGCUCCGCGCGAGCCGACGAGUCGAGUCCGUCCUCACGGCCUGCAAGAGGCACCUACUUUCCGUCCAACCGAGGAGGAAUUCAGAGACCCCGAGGCAUACAUUCGCAAGAUUGCGCCGGAAGGGAAGAAAUAUGGUAUCUGCAGGAUAAUUCCUCCAGAGAAUUGGCAGCCAACAUUUGCUAUUGAUACCGAGAAAUUCCAUUUCAAAACCCGUCGACAGGAGCUUAAUUCGGUCGAAGGAGGUAUGCCCCCGCGUUCAGCGUUGCUUGCUGCCGGUGGUACUCCGCAGCUCAGUUCUAACCCAGACCCAGGAACCCGUGCAAACUUGAACUAUCUCGACCAACUUGCCAAGUUUCACAAACAGCACGGCACCAAUCUUAAUCGUUUCCCAAGCGUCGAUAAGCGGCCCCUGGACCUGUUUCGAUUGAAAAAAGCUGUCGAGGUUCGCGGCGGUUUCGAGCAGGUGUGCAAGAUGAAAAAGUGGGCAGAAAUUGGUCGCGACCUAGGAUACAGCGGCAAAAUCAUGUCCUCUCUCUCGACCUCACUUAAGAACUCUUAUCAAAGGUGGCUCCAGCCUUACGAGGAGUACCUCCGCGUGGCGAAACCUGGUGUACAACAGCAGCUUGAAAUGGAGCAUGGUGGUCCCUAUACCCCGUCGCCCAACCAUUCGCCUAUGCCCAAGAAUCCCACCCCUCUAGAGGCUGAGACACGCUCUGCGACACCCCAUGGCCCUUCCGCAGCCUCGCAAAGCGCCCCUCAUGACGCGGCAGCGACUCCCGCCAAGAAUUCCACACCUCUGGUAGAUCCUACACCACCUCGACCAAUUGCGUCUGGGUUUACGCCUGUAAAUGCUGGCGGAUUUACUGCUGUAAACAAAUCACCCUCGUUCAUCGCGGUGAAUAGCGCGCCAGCAAUGAAACGGGAUCCUGACCAUGAAAUCGCUACGCCGAAAAGCGUUUCUGAGUACCAGAAAGACUCAACGCCAGUUUCCAAUGGUCAUGGUUCAGUAAAGCGUGCUAUUAGUACCGAAAGUGGGUCUCAAGCGGAUACGGGAGAACUGGAUGCCAACGGACGAAGAAGCAAGAGGCUCAAAAAGGAUACCCCUUUGCCGACAGUUGCAGGCUCACAGAUGACUCUCCUUCGACCCGCCCCUUCACGCUCAAGGAAAAGUGACGCCAGAAAAUUUGGUGAUAAAUGUGAGACUUGUGGCAAAUCUGAAGACCGGUCCUCGAUCUUGGUAUGCGACAGCUGCGACCAAGGCUUCCACAGAUAUUGCUUAGACCCUCCUUUGCAUCAUAUUCCCGAGUUCGAUUGGCAUUGCCCCAAGUGUUUAGUUGGCACGGGAGAAUUUGGAUUUGAGGAAGGUGGUGUUUACUCCUUGAAGCAAUUCCAAGAAAAGGCCAACAAUUUCAAAAAGAAUUAUUUCGCCUCCAAAAUGCCUUUUGACCCCGUUCUUAAUACUCGUCGGCGAGAGUCUGAAGACGACGUUGAACGAGAGUUCUGGAGACUGGUUGAAAGCUUGACGGAGACGGUUGAAGUUGAAUACGGUGCGGACAUUCAUUCGACUACCCAUGGCAGUGGCUUCCCGACGGUCGAGAGAAAUCCGCUCGAUCCAUAUUCAAAAGAUCCCUGGAAUCUGAAUAAUCUUCCGUUUCACGGGGAGUCUCUGUUCCGUCAUAUCAAAUCCGAUAUCUCAGGCAUGACAGUCCCCUGGGUCUACGUCGGCAUGUGCUUCUCAACCUUUUGCUGGCAUAACGAGGAUCAUUACGCUUACUCUGCAAAUUAUCAACAUUUCGGAGCUACCAAGACUUGGUAUGGGAUUCCAGGAGCUGACGCUGAAGCAUUCGAGGAAGCAAUGCGACAAGCGGUCCCUGAACUUUUCGAAGGUCAACCAGACCUGUUAUUCCAGCUCGUCACUUUGAUGCCACCGGACCAGUUGCGGAAAGCCGGAGUCAAUGUCUAUGCGCUUGACCAAAGGGCCGGUCAAUUUGUCAUUACAUUCCCUCAGGCUUACCAUGCUGGAUUCAAUCAUGGUUUCAACUUCAACGAAGCUGUCAAUUUUGCCCCUGUGGACUGGGAACCCUUUGGUGCAGCGGGUGUGGAACGUCUUCAGGCCUUCCGUAGACACCCGUGCUUUUCACAUGAUGAACUACUUUUCACCGCGGCUGCCAGGGAUACGUCCAUAUCCACCGCCAAAUGGCUUGCCCCAGCACUUCAAAGGACAUGCUCUCGUGAGUUAGCCGAACGAGCUUCGUUUGCUAAACGUCAUCAAGAGGCAACGCCUCAUAACUGUGCUUUGCUUACCGAUGACUCGGCCCCUACCGGAGAAUGUCAGCUAGGGUUCCUGAUCGAGGAUAAAGAUCUCCCAGAGGAGGAUUACCAAUGCCAUUAUUGCAAGGCCUACAUCUUCUUGACUCAAUUUAAAUGCCACAAGUCCGGGAAAACACUAUGCCUGGUACACCUGGAUGCACAUGAUUGCUGUGGGGAACCGCUGUCGAAAAAGUUGCUGGGCCCGGACCACACACUACGCUACAGAGUCAGCGACACGGAAUUGAAGAGCAUGGUCUUGAAGGUCCAGGAGCGUUCCAGGAUCCCGGAAGCCUGGGGACAGAAACUUGACAAUAUUCUGGAAGAUGAUCCGAAGCCCCAGUUGAAGGUCCUUCAUAACCUACUUAAUGAAGGUGAGAAAAUCCCAUACCAUUUACCUGGUCUCCAAGAGCUUGCGGCCUUCGUUCAGCGCUGCGAUAAGUGGGUUGAGGAAGCAACCAACUACAUUACGCGGAAGCAGCAGAACCGAAGGAAGAACGAGAAAGCUUGGCGCAAGACUACUUCCAAGGCCUCGCAGCUGGAAGAACGUGACCGUGAAGUUCGCAGGGUAGAAAACAUCUACGCCCUUCUUGCAGAGGCUGAUAAACUGUCAUUCGACUGUCCACAGAUGGCGGCUCUGGAAGAGAAAACCCGCGAGAUCGAGAAAUUCCGCCUGGACGUUAGCGCUGCGCUCGCGAAUCCGCAUACCCGGUCAAUACAGGAAGUCGAAGAGCUCGUGGAAAACUCCCGGAAUUUCAACGUGGAUCUACCGGAAGUGGAGGACCUGGAACACAUUGUCAGACAAAUGAAGUGGAACGAGGAUGCAGGUCGCAGACGUGGCCAAUAUCUGACUCUCAAGGACUGCCAGGAGCUUAUCUUAGCUGGUGAACAGCUGGGACUCUCGGAAGCGAAUGAACACCUUGCGCAUUUCAAAGACCUGUGUCGUCAUGGUGAGGCUUGGGAAGCGAAAGCUAAGGAAUUAAUGUCGGUCGAGGCGGUCCACUACCAACAGCUGGAAGCCUUGUCGGCGCAGGCAAACCGAGUUCCUGUCUCCCCAGAGACACUCGCAGCUGUAGAUGCAAUAUUGACCAAACAACGUGAAGCUCAGAAACGGAUCCAAAGUUUGUAUGAGAGGAGCAAGGACCCGGAUUACAAGAAACGGCCUCUUUACAAGGAAGUACGAGAAUUAAUGGAGUCGCUGGAAGAGCUAAAUAGUCGGCCAACUGGCGCAAUUGACCUGGAGCGUGAACAGAAACGGCAUGAAGACUGGAUGAGGAAGGGGAAAAAGCUGUUUGGGAAGGCUAAUGCUCCUCUGCAUAUCCUAAAAUCGCACAUGGAGUAUGUUGAGAAGAGAAAUUUCUACUGUUUCGACCUCGAAGAUCGUUUUCGGCCUCCUGUCGAGCCAGCGUCAAGGGACAAUAGCCCUGACGGCCAGGGAGGGGAUGUGCAGCAGUACUACGGGCAGUCUACAGCGAAGCGAGAUGUUUUCUGUAUUUGCAGGCAUUCUGAAGCUGGAAUGAUGAUCGAGUGCGAGAUUUGCGGAGAAUGGUACCAUGGAAAGUGUCUGAAGAUUGCUCGGGGCAAGGUCAAAGAGUGCGAUAAAUACACUUGUCCGAUUUGUGACUGGCGGCAAAAGAUCCCCCGAGAUGCUGCUCGCCCGAAGCUUGAAGAUCUACAAGAGUGGCAAUCCGAAAUUCCCAGCCUCCCAUUCCAACCUGAUGAAGAGCAAAUCCUAGAAAGAAUCAUCAACCAGGCGACCGCCUUCCGUGAAUUCCUGCAGCGUUACACCAAUACUGCGUGUACCACCACUGAAGAAGUUCCCACUCUGGUCUUCUAUUUGCGCAAAAUCGAAGGCGCCGAGGUUCUACUUGCCUAUGAGACGAAUCUAUUCCGGCAAGAGAUUCACAAGUGGCAACCCGUUGCUCCAGAGCCCCCGCCAAUUCUGGAGCAAUCCCUUUCGACCAGGAAGCCCCGGCCAACAAAACAGCAGAAAUUGAUGGCUCGAAUGGGUAUCCAAAGCCCCGAAGAUCUUCCUCCUCAUCUGCGCCCCAAGCAGACAAACCCGGCGAAGCGCAAGUCUAUCGAUACCCAAGCUAGCCGGCCUCCGACCAUGCAGCCGGCUUCUCAGACCUCUGGCGACAAUACAAGUACAGACUCGCGCAUAGGACCCACAUUGGCGCCAAACGAUGCGCAAAGCGCCCCGUACCCGUUUUCUGCAAACUAUCCACUUCCUGCAAGUGACACGGCGUCGGCAUUUGCACCCGAGGCUUCGGCCUUUCUACCUCAUGUCUCCGCAGAUUCUGCUUCGUUUCCCCCAAGGUCCCCCACUCCUCCUCAUGGUCUCCCCUCAUCUCUUUUUAGCCCGCCCCGUUACUCGCGGACUGCUACGGGUGGUCCUUCCGGCAUUGACAUUGACCAUUCAAACCCCUUUGGUAGUAGCCCUCGGAACUUGGACGAUGUAUUCGCAGACCUUACCAACCAGGAUGCCGACCCGGAACCUGAGCAGGAUCCUGAACCUAUGGAGAAUACUCACGCAAACGAAGCUUUGGAGUUGCUUGACGUCGGCAACGACAGGGAAAGUUCCGUUCCUGUGCCUGACGUGGAAGUCGAAAACAGACCACAAGAAGUCAAUGGUCAACCUGAGCCGGAAGUCGAAGCCACUGCGGCCGCUUAA
Molecule: messenger RNA, 5154 nt
Organism: Aspergillus nidulans FGSC A4
Lineage: Eukaryota; Fungi; Ascomycota; Eurotiomycetes; Eurotiales; Aspergillaceae
Product: putative PHD transcription factor (Rum1)
Exons: 5
Coding region: 1-5154 (1717 amino acids)
Biological process (GO): DNA-templated transcription; regulation of DNA-templated transcription
Cellular component (GO): nucleus
Molecular function (GO): histone H3 demethylase activity; metal ion binding; DNA binding
Source: RefSeq, a predicted model, not a curated record